AUGCCAUCAUCUUCAUCUUCAGUUGAUCAUGGAUUAGUUAACAAUCGAAUGUAUCACCCUGGUGAAAAUAAAAUUAUUCAAUGUAUAAAACUACCAAAUGAAAAAAUACGACAUAACUACAAUGAUUUGAAUUCGUCUAAAAUAACAAUUAAGGUUAAAAUGUCAGCUAUAAACUACUUAACUGAUUUUAAUAAUUUACAUUCAUUAGUAAUUCCAAGUUUUAGAAUUAUUGGGAAAUUAACAGGCGGUGCUUCAUCGAUUAAAUAUUUAGUAUGGCCAUUUACCAAUUGUCAAGUUGAAAGAAGUCAUACUUCAACAGAUCCAAUUUCAAUAACAUCAAAUUGUUGCUGUAAUUUGACUUAUGGUGUUGAUUUAAAUGGAGGAUUUCAAGAAUUUAUCACUGUUCCCAAAAAAUUAUUAAUUCCAAUUCAUAAGAAUGUGAGUUUACAUGAUGUUUGUUUUAUCUUUGACAUUUUAUUACCUUUCUACAUUAACAUUCAGAAAGUAAAGGGUAGGACAUUGGUGCUAUUGAAUGAUAUACAGAAAGAAAUGAAUGAAAUUUUGAUAAUUUUAGACCAUUUCAAGAUCAAACAAAAUAAUAUUGUCAUACUAGAUGAGGUUGAUCCCAAAUAUAAAGACCAAUUUGAUACUGUGUUUUGCUUUAAUCCAAACCUAACGACUUUUGCCGAGUUUUGUUGUACUUCUACUGGUUUGACGAGUACUAAACAAAGAUAUACUAUUCAUACUACAUUUCCAAUUAUUGCAAAAUCAAUAGAUAAAAGUUAUAAUUACAUUAAACUAACAUAUGAACAUAAAUUAUCAUGUAUUGAAGUGUUGAAGAUACUAUUUAAUUUAAACUCAAAAAGAGAUGAAGCUAGAUCAAACCUUGAUUUGAAAGUUUCAAGUACAAACAAUUCACAUUCAAAUUCAACUUCAUCAAGUUCUUCAAUUUCCAAUUCCCAUUAUUCUUGGAUAUGGUAUGAUAAGGAUGUAGACCUUGUAAAUCAUGAUGAUUUUGAAGAAGAUGAAGAAGAUGAGAGAAUAUUAGAUGAGAUUAAUCAGUUGAUCAUAGAGAAGAAAUUAUAUCGAGUUGGUUAUUUCAAUCGAAGGUCUAAGAAGGAAAUCAAUGCAUGUAUUAUAUAA
Messenger RNA from Insectozyma verbasci, 1143 nucleotides. The record is from the annotation of a GenBank genome assembly. NCBI's taxonomy places the organism in Eukaryota, Fungi, Ascomycota, Pichiomycetes, Serinales, Debaryomycetaceae.